This is a messenger RNA of Annulohypoxylon truncatum, 1986 nucleotides long. Its product is annotated as PRO1 protein. Gene Ontology annotation, cellular component: nucleus. The coding region runs from base 1 to 1986 and encodes 661 amino acids. The record is from RefSeq and is a predicted model, not a curated record. Lineage: Eukaryota; Fungi; Ascomycota; Sordariomycetes; Xylariales; Hypoxylaceae. The transcript is spliced from 2 exons. Gene Ontology annotation, molecular function: transcription cis-regulatory region binding; DNA-binding transcription factor activity, RNA polymerase II-specific; zinc ion binding. Gene Ontology annotation, biological process: positive regulation of transcription by RNA polymerase II.
AUGGCCGUCGCACAACCGACCAAGUCGAAGGCUGCUGCUAAGCAAAACAACAAUGCCAACUCUAAAGCUAAGACACAGAUGCACCGCCGUUCCAGAACAGGUUGCUAUACCUGCAGAUUACGACGGAAGAAGUGCGAUGAGGGUACUCCCAUGUGCACAGCAUGCAAGCACCUCGGUCUUGUAUGUGAAUAUAAGAGACCAAUGUGGUGGAGCAACAACGAUGCGAGACGACAGCACAAGGACGAGAUCAAGAUGAUCAUCAAGAGGAAGAAGCUCUCCGAGAAGGCUUCUCACACUAUCCAAACUACGGUUAGCUCGCCGCCGGGCUUGUCUCACUCUCUCCCUACUUCCGCAACCUUCUCGGACCCCUUAGACCGAACAAGGUCGGCAUCGAUCGAUUCGCAAUUCGCCUUCAACUUCAACAGCCCGCCCAAUGUUAACGACUAUGGGGCUUACAAUCCGCACAUGCUCCCGUCACACGCCGACUUCAUGUUCAACAUGUCUCCUUACGAGAUCGAUGUUAAGACCGAGCGACAAAUGUUCGUCAACGACGUCCCAACACUGCGGGAAUCCACUGUUUCAACCUUCAGCACUUACCACACUCCGCCUCCGCCAGGAACCGUCCUCCCAUCUUACCCCGUAGAUGGCGAGUGGACCGAGCAAGUCUUCCAGGAGCGCCGCGAGUCGCUAGCAGAAGAGACCUUGAACUACAACUUCUUUGACUUCGCCAACGGCCUACCUACAAACACAAGGCAAGUCGACAUCGAACUAGACGAGAACGACCAACGGUUGCUGGACCACUUCAUUCAAUUCGUGCUGCCAACUAUCUUCCCUAUUCUGGAAACUAACCAACAUGGAUCUGUCGGCUCCGACCUCAUCCUACCUAACCUGCAGAACAACAAGGGCUACCUCCACUGCUGCCUCAUGAUCGCGGCGCAACACUACAAGGCCACGAUGAACGUCCAGGGCGAGGAAAUCGACAAUGACAUCAUGCGACACCGACACGCCACCAUUGUUGCACUUUGCGAUGCGCUAAACAAGGAUGAGAACCACCACCAGAUUCUUGAGGCCACCCUUGGUCUCAUCUUUUUCCAGUGCUGCGUUGGACGGUAUGAUGACUCAUUGCCCGACAUCCCAUGGCACCAGCACUUCCAGGCGGUGAACUCCCUGGUCAACAAACUGGAUCUGCCUCGAUUAGUUUCCGACUCAACUGAACAGUUGACUCAAACACCUUUCAACAUGACGCUAACCGCGUGGAUCGACAUCUUGGGCGCAACUAUGCAGGGGCGAGCCCCGACCUUUGCGCACACCUAUCGCGAGAAGCACUUGUCGACAACUAACCCAUUCCUUGGGCUCCGCGAGCUCAUGGGCUGCGACGACCACGUCAUGUAUCUCAUUUCCGAAAUUGCUUGCCUCGAGGCGCUCAAGAAGGAGGGAAUGGACGAUAUCACUCUAUGCACACACGUUCAUGCGCUGGGUGACCAAAUUGGGUUGACGGAGGCCAACGACUGCGGGCCUAAAAUGCCAUUCAACGCCAAUGGAUCUCUUAGCCCGAAACAACUCAGCAAGAACAUCACCAGCGCCUUCCGAUUGGCUGCCCGCAUUUACCUCUGCAGCUUGGUGCCUGGAUUCUCACCCAGUCAAACCAGCUGCGUUGGCCUCGUCGAGAAACUAACCAAUGUUUUACAAUUUAUCCCAUCUGGCCCUGGUGGCUUCGACCGAAGCCUAUCUUGGGUCUACUUGAUCGGUGGAUCCGUCAGCGGAAUGAACUCCAGCUUCCGACAAUUCUUCAAUGACCGCAUCGCACAGCUCGGUGACGCAUCCAACUACGGCAGCUUCGGCGGCGUCGUCUCCCUGCUAAACGAAGUCUGGCAACAGGCCGACAACAGCCAGCCGAGUCCUAGUGCUAACGGGACCCCGGAAGCGCCCUACAUCUCCUGGAGAGAUAUCAUGCAGAUGAGGGGAUUGGACUACCUACUGAUCUAA